Molecule: messenger RNA, 1035 nt
Organism: Penicillium longicatenatum
Lineage: Eukaryota; Fungi; Ascomycota; Eurotiomycetes; Eurotiales; Aspergillaceae
Exons: 1
Coding region: 1-1035 (344 amino acids)
Source: RefSeq, a predicted model, not a curated record
AUGCCGGGACUAUACCCCCUUCCGGGAAUGACUGUUCCAUCUGUCUACGUCAAAACCCCAUUGAGCCCCCUGGCACUUCGAUUUGCCAGAUUACCACCAGAAAUCAUCACUGCCCGCCAAGCAGUUCGAAAUGCUCGCCAGCAGGAUGUAAAGCACCAACGCAAGCUUGUGGCUCGAAACAUUAUAAACCACUACCGACCUCGAAGCCGAAAGCCAAGACUUCAUAGGUGCAUGAAGGAAAUGAUCUUCCAGAAGGAUUUCUGGUGCUGGAUUAACAAGGACAAGAUCGAUGGUCAGUACACUUCUAUCAAAAUUCCAAAAUACGAGCCUCCAUCAGCACCUCUCUAUCCGAACUUCGGCCGAGGCUUUCCACCGACCGAUUACCCUGCAUCAUUCUGGGCCUUGGUCGAGGAAAUGAAGAUCCUUGAGGACGCCUUGACCGAAAAUAUCAACCACAUUGAAGUCUGCCGGGAUCAAUUUGCUCAUCUGGAAGUCCCACCCUCUCUUGUGGAUGAUAUUCAGGCCGGUCACAAGGAAAUGCUCAAUUUGAUCCAGGGCUAUCUCUGCGGUGAGAAGGAUGGCUCAAUUGCUUACCCUGACAUUCAAGUUCCUUCUUUCACUCUGUGGAGUCUCUUGGAGGUGAUCAUCACAGACCACAGGUCGAUGCUCAGCAGUAUCAAGGAGGUCCAGCAAUCGUGUGCCGCCCGCGACAAUGCCUUGCAGAGGUUGUCGGUACAAUUUCCUUUCCCGGAGAAUGCCCGUCUGCGUCAACAUUUCGAGGUCUUGUCUAACAAGAAGCAUGAUGAAGCCAGCGAGCAGGCCCGCAAGUUGUUCAGAACCCAUACGAUUUGCAAGCGGCAGUUUAUGACGUUGCAUAAUUAUUUCGUUAAUAACAUGAGUUACGUUCCUGCAGCUGGUGCAUUAUUUGAGGAGGAGAAGACACCUCUUCUUCUGGAUUCGAUCUUUCAUGGGUUUGCGAUGAACCUGGCUGUCGAGCUACGGGCUCAUGUGUGGAAGUUCUCGGACACGGAUUAG